AUAGAGAGGGAGAGCGAGAGAGAAAGGGUGGGAGGAGAAGCUGGGAGGAGAGUUGAAUUAAUGAAUUAAAAUGUCCUGAGUCUAGUUGAGUGACUGAAUAGGCUACUUUUUCAUUUAUAAGGAGAGACAAGUGAAAACUUGAGAGAAGAGGACAAUUCAACUUCUACAUGAACCCGAGAACCAUCACAGCUCGAGAUGCAACGGGGGACAUUGCAACUAUUUUAUUACAUAAUAACUCUGUAACGUUCAACCGGAACCGGUACCGACUGACACUUCAGUCUUAGAGAAACCAUUGAUUUGUCUUUGGUAAAUUCGCGAUUAGAUUAGUAGGCUACAGAAACUUGUUGAUUUGAACGUUUUUGUAAAAAAAAAAUAAUUGUUAGGCAUAUAAGAAUUAUAAUGGAAAUAUCUAGAACUACAAUCAGGAUGGAAAUCUGUAGACAAUGAAAGUUGCGUGUCUCGUGCUCAUGCGUGUGAGAGAACUGUCAACAAGUGCGCGUUGCUCCAAUCCAUGAUGUCGCACUGAGUAAAAAGUCAACAAAUAGGCAAAUUGAUCACAACAUACAUUUUUUAAAUGUGUUUUGGGAGAUUAAAACACUUUUAAAAGUCUCAAAAUUGCAUUCAACAAUUGCAACAAAAGGUAGACAUCAUCAAGGGAAGUUUUCUUGUGGCCGUUAUUACGUUUUCAACAUACUCUGCAUUUUCAAUCAAUAAAAUCUGCAGCCAUGACGUCGGCCACUCCCCCCUCCUCGCGAGGCUCCUCCCCCCAGAAGGUGUGUCACUCCAUGAUCCAGACGGAGGUUCUGAAGCCGCUGCUGGAGGCAGGUGGGGCGGCAGGGGUGGGGGCGGCAACGGCGGCAGGGGGGGCAGCGACGGCAGGGGGGGCAGCGACGGCAGCGGCGGCAGGGGGGGCAGCGACGGCGGUCUGCGCGCUCCGACGGAGACGGCGCGUUCUCUCCAAGGACGGGCACAGCAACGUGCACAUCGAGCAUGUGAGCGGGCGCGGGGCAAUGUACCUGCGUGACAUCUGGACGACCUUCCUGGACAUGCAGUGGCGCUACAAGCUCUUCCUGUUCUCGGCCACCUUCGCCGGGACCUGGUUCCUGUUCGGGGUUCUGUGGUACCUGGUGGCGCUGGUGCACGGAGACCUGCUAGAGUCUGACCCUCCGUCCAACCACACCCCGUGUGUGAUGCAGGUGCAGACUCUGACAGGGGCGUUCCUCUUCUCACUGGAGUCGCAGACCACAAUUGGCUACGGCUUCCGUUGCAUCACAGAGGAAUGUCCCGCUGCCAUCAUCCUCCUCAUCCUCCAACUGGUCAUCACCAUGGUGCUUGAGAUCUUCAUCACUGGAACCUUCCUCGCCAAGGUGGCGCGGCCCAAGAAGAGAGGAGAGACAGUGAAGUUCAGCCAGUACGCUGUGGUGUCCAAUCACGAGGGCCGACCCUGCCUAAUGAUCCGUGUGGCUAACAUGCGCAAGAGCCUGCUGCUGGGCUGCUCGGUGACGGGGAAGUUGCUCCAGACGUCCCAGACCAAGGAGGGGGAGACGAUGCGUCUGAACCAGAGGAACGUUCCCUUCCAGGUGGACACGUCCAGCGACAGCCCCUUCCUCAUCCUCCCCCUCACCUUCUACCACAUCAUAGACGACUGCAGUCCGCUCAGAGCCUGGGCUGCCAAGGGAGGGGGAUGGACGGAUCCGGAUCUGGCAGACUUUGAGCUGCUGGUGAUCAUGAGUGCCACAGUGGAGCCCACCUCCGCCACCUGCCAGGUGCGCACCUCCUACCUGCCAGAUGAGAUCCUGUGGGGGUACGAGUUCCCCCCCGUGGUCUCCCUGUCUUCGUCUGGGAAGUAUGUGGCGGACUUCACCUUCUUCGACAAGGUGGACAAAACAAAAACCCCGCCCCUCUUCAAACAGGCCCCCCCCCCAAGCCCGGCCAUGCACUCGUCCCGCAGCAGCAGAGGGGGAGCAGAGGAAGGAGCGGACCCAGAGAAGAUGAAACUAGAGGAGAGCUAUCAAGGGGAGGAGAGGGGGAGGGGCAGGGGGAGGGGCAGGGGGAGGGGGAGAGACAGUAGCCCCCUCAGUGUCCGUAUCAGUAAUGUAUAGAGAGAGAGAGAGGAUGGAGGGAAAGAGAGAGAGAGCAUGAAUGAGAUGGAAUGAGAGAGUUACGAGAAAGGAGAUAAGAGAGGAGACUGUAUGGAGAUUGAUAAAUUAUCAAGUGAGAAUAAAAAGUUGAAUGAAAGAGAGAUGAGCUGCUCCUCUGUUGGGAAAUGUGAACACACACACACACGCUCCUUUAUUGGACUUUAUGCGUUUGUAUCGCCCCUUGUGGUUGGAAAGGAUUCAACAGGUGAUAACCUUCAAAGGAACAAAAUACAUCCCAUUUGUGUCUACUGUCCUGUAAUCAAAGAUGGACCAAGAAAGCUUUUUAAACUUAAUUUGUCUGUAUUUUUAUAAGAAGACUUGUGUGACUGGAAAGGUCAAGGUUGACUGGUUUACCAGGACAAAACAUGGUUCACGAGGACAUAAUCAAAAGAACCAUGCAGUGGAGGCUGCUGAAGGGAGGACGGCUCAUAAUAAUGGCUGGAAUGGAGUCAAUGGAUUGGCAUCACGUGGAAACCAUGUGGAAACCAUAUGGAAACCAUGUGUUUGAUGUAUUCGAUAACAUUCCACUUAUUCCACUCCAGCCAUUACCACAAGCCCAUCCUCCCCAAUUAAGGUGCCACCAUCCUCCUGUGUAAUCAUGGUACUGUUACUGUUUUUAACACAGAAAGGUACUCUGUCUGCAGGACAUGAGAGUGGAAAUACUGGAGAAAAUAAAACACAUUACAUUUUUUAUGAUAUUGUAUGUAUACUGUAUGUAUCUGUCCCUAACGAUGCGAUAUCCAGCAGUACUUAUUCACCUGAGUAUAUGCUUAGCAGGGUUGUGGUCCAUUCCAUUUAAAUUCCGGUCAAUUCAGAAAGUAAACCAAAUCCCAAUUCCAAAUGUUCAUUGUCACUCAUUGAAAAGCACUGAGAAAUGAAAUUGGAUUUUCAGUGUACUUCCUGAAUUGACUAGAAUUGAAAUGUAAUUCAUUCCAACCCUGAUGUUUAGUGUUUCUGUUAUUUUUUUUCUCACUGGAAUAUAUGUAUUGGAGAUGUAUGUUAACAAUACUAAAAGCACUUUAACUUGAUGGUGUAUGUGUACACAAGCAUGUUUAUAUGUUUCAGUCAAUGUGAGUGCGAGACUGCAUGUAUGUGUGUUUUAACAUAUGCAUGUUCAUAUGUAUGUACUUGUUAUUCCUCCUUAGACUGUACUUCAAUACCUGAUCACUCCAGUGGUCCUUCUAAAACGUGCCACUAAACUGUGCCUUUUGAUGUGCCAGUGUCUGUGCAGUCGAGCAUCAGAUUUCAAUAUCAUAUGGUGUGGUUAGCUGACAUGUUAAACACCUAUCCAUUCGUUGUGAGAUCUGGCAGGCGUCUGCAAUGAAGUCAGGCAAGAAUGCUACCAUUGCCUGUGAUUGGUUAUAAUGUGUUGGCCAGGCCAGGUCCCAUCUGUAAUACCGCAACCUCAUCACCCUAACAGAUAAUAUACUAUGAAGUGUUGGCCAGGCCAGGUCCCAUCUGUAAUACUGGAACAGAUAAUAUACAAAUGUUAAAUGUUUUUAAUAAAAGUGCAGAUUUACAACAGCUCUGUAUUGGCCCGUCUCUGUCAAACAAAACCCCCACACCUGUGUCGGUUUCCGUGAAACCAGCACUGAAGGAAACAUGCACUAAAGAUAUACCAUAUGGUUUUUGUUGCUGUACACUUCCACAAUGCACUCUUAACCCCAGAGUGCCGCAGGUAGGGGAAAAGUAAAAAUUGUAGUUUUUCCCCCUAGAGAACGAUGGAGCUAGAGCUCUCAACGUUUUCCAGCAUGAGAGCUACUCAUUUUAUUCUAGCUUUCAAAUAGGCACAUUCUCCUCUUCUCUUCUCCCCUGCAACUCCUCCCCGGGUUCUUAGUGUACAGGAGAAAGUAGUGCACUAUGUUUUCUGUCAAUAUACCUGGUAAAUAAUGGUUAAUAAACAACUCUAAUGGGG
Salvelinus fontinalis (brook trout) is the source of this 4056-nucleotide messenger RNA. Its product is annotated as ATP-sensitive inward rectifier potassium channel 10-like. Gene Ontology annotation, biological process: regulation of monoatomic ion transmembrane transport; potassium ion import across plasma membrane. Gene Ontology annotation, molecular function: inward rectifier potassium channel activity. The transcript has 7 exons. NCBI's taxonomy places the organism in Eukaryota, Metazoa, Chordata, Actinopteri, Salmoniformes, Salmonidae. Gene Ontology annotation, cellular component: plasma membrane. Bases 726 to 2102 code for a protein of 458 amino acids. The record is from RefSeq and is a predicted model, not a curated record.